AUGGUGGUCGUUCAAUUCGGAUUGGGUAUUAUAAGACUACACUUGCUUAUCGCAACUCUAGAGUACUCUUCUAACGCGCCUCAGCCUAUCAGCUAUCCGCGCUUGUCUGCACAUCACUUACUAUCUUCGAAUGAACCCGAUUACCUUCGUCUUAUUCUCACUUCGAAAGUAUAUGAGAUCUUGAAGGAAACACCCCUGGUCUACGCCCCAAACCUUAGUGCAAAACUAGGUAAUCAGAUAUGGCUGAAACGAGAGGAUCUGCAAGAGGUUUUCAGCUUCAAAAUUCGAGGUGCCUAUAACUUCAUGGCAGGAUUAUCUGAGGAAGAACGAUGGAAAGGUGUUGUAACAUGCAGCGCUGGUAAUCAUGCGCAAGGAGUAGCCCUUUCUGGCGAACGUCUCGGGAUACCCUGUACCAUUGUGAUGCCAAAGGGUACUCCGUCUAUCAAAGUUCGCAAUGUCGAGCGUCUCGGCGCAAAGGUCGUGCUCCACGGUGUUGACUUCGACGAAGCAAAGGCAGAAUGUGCAAGAUUAGCUGCCACUCAUGGACUGGUAUUUGUCCCACCAUACGACGACCCGCUUGUAAUCGCCGGUCAGGGUACGGUUGGCAUGGAAAUAUUAAAACAAAUACCAGACUCUGACAAUCUCGAUGCCAUAUUUGGUGCGAUUGGCGGCGGCGGUCUUGUCUCUGGAAUUUGUGAAUAUGUUAAACGCAUAGGCAACCCAAACACAAAAGUGCAUGGUGUCGAGACCUUUGAUGGGGAUGCCAUAGUGACUCUAGCCGAGGUCGGCCCCUUUGCAGACGGCACAGCAGUAAGAAUCGUAGGCGAGGAGCCAUUCAGGAUAUGCCAGAAACUCUUGGAUGACGUAGUCCUAGUUGACAACGAUGAAAUAUGCGCCGCUAUCAAAGAUAUCUUCGAAGAAACUAGGUCUGUUACAGAGCCUUCCGGAGCCUUGAGUCUAGCAGGCUUAAAGCGACACAUCGCAAAUCAAAAUCUUAUCGGCGCGAACCGAAAAUUCGUUGCCGUUGUCAGUGGAGCCAACAUGAACUUUGACAGACUGCGUUUCGUCGCAGAGCGUGCAGAAUUGGGUGAGGGACGCGAAGCACUUCUGAGCGUGGUGAUACCAGAGAAGCCUGGAAGCUUUUUCGCAUUACAAUCCAUCAUCCACCCGCGGGCAACAACAGAGUUCAUAUACCGUUACAACAAUCCAAACACCGCACAUAUAUUCCUUUCAUUCAAGCUAGAUACCUCAUUUCGCACAAAAGAAGUGGAGAAGGUGCUUGAAGAAAUCAAAAAUCAAGGGAUGACUGGAUAUGAUGUUAGCGAUGAUGAAGUGGCUAAGUCUCACGCGCGGUAUAUGAUACGUGGAUGCACAACGCUUCCAAACGAAAGAGUGUUCCGGUUUGAAUUUCCUGAACGACCAGGCGCCCUGCGCAAGUUCCUUCAGGGUAUUUAUCCUGGACUAGGCUGGAAUAUAUCAAUGUUCCACUACCGCAAUCAUGGCGCAGACCUUGGCAGAGUGCUAACGGCCAUCCAAGUUCCGCAAGAAGAUUACGCGGCAUUCGACGAGUUUUUAGGCCAGUUGGGAUAUCACUAUGUGGAGGAAACUGACAACGAAGUAUACAAGCGGUGUCUUGCAGGACAGGUUACCCUGAAUGGAUCUGCAUAG
Messenger RNA from Suillus subaureus, 1668 nucleotides. RefSeq names its product tryptophan synthase beta subunit-like PLP-dependent enzyme. Gene Ontology annotation, molecular function: pyridoxal phosphate binding; threonine deaminase activity. NCBI's taxonomy places the organism in Eukaryota, Fungi, Basidiomycota, Agaricomycetes, Boletales, Suillaceae. Gene Ontology annotation, biological process: L-threonine catabolic process. The record is from RefSeq and is a predicted model, not a curated record. The coding region runs from base 1 to 1668 and encodes 555 amino acids. The transcript is spliced from 8 exons.